Loa loa (African eye worm) is the source of this 2168-nucleotide messenger RNA. Its product is annotated as T-complex protein 1. Gene Ontology annotation, cellular component: chaperonin-containing T-complex. The record is from RefSeq and is a predicted model, not a curated record. NCBI's taxonomy places the organism in Eukaryota, Metazoa, Nematoda, Chromadorea, Rhabditida, Onchocercidae. The coding region runs from base 152 to 1795 and encodes 547 amino acids. The transcript has 12 exons. Gene Ontology annotation, molecular function: ATP-dependent protein folding chaperone; ATP hydrolysis activity; ATP binding. Gene Ontology annotation, biological process: protein folding.
GUUCUAGGCUAAUUAGACUCACAUCAUCGUGGUAUUGUGGUAUCGUAUCUCUCUGAAAAUAAGACUGCUAUUGAUUUUUGUUCCAAAAGACGCAUUAGAUUUUCAGCUGUUUGAUUGACAGGAAAUACAGUGAACAGAAAAUACAGUAAAAAUGAUACGUGCAGGUGGCGCUACACCAAUUAUUGUACUUAGUCAAAAUACGACCAGAGAAAGUGGCCAUCAAGUACAAGCUGGUAAUAUUGCCGCUGCGAAGACUAUUGCUGAUGUCAUUCGUACAAGUUUGGGUCCUCGUGCUAUGCUAAAAAUGCUGAUGGAUCCAAUGGGAGGUAUAGUUAUUACCAAUGAUGGUAAUGCUAUUUUACGUGAAAUUACGGUGAAACAUCCAGCGGCAAAGUCAAUCAUCGAAAUAGCUCGUACACAGGAUGAGGAAACUGGUGAUGGUACUACCUCGGUUAUAGUACUUGCUGGUGAAGUGAUGUCGCAAGCACAGCAAUUUUUAGAUCAGAACAUCCAUCCGACUAUUAUUAUUCAGGCUUAUCGGAUGGCUCUAGAAGAUAUGAUCGUGCUCGCUGAGGAAAAAUUCAGCAAGCAGAUUGAUGUAAACAAUGAUGAUGAAGUUACUUCUGUUAUUAAAUCAUGCUUGGGUACAAAAAUGUUGUCGAAAUGGAUGGAUUUAGCUGUUAAAAUGGCUUUAAAUGCUGUUAAAACUAUUAGAAUUAUCGAGCAUGGCCAUCAGGAAAUUGAUAUCAAGCGUUAUUGUCGUAUUGAAAAAAUACCAGGUGGACGAAUUGAAGAUUCACAAGUGAUAAAAGGCGUAGUGUUAAAUAAAGAUGUGACGCAUGCAAAAAUGUUACGUCGGAAGGAAAAACCACGUGUUGUACUUCUUGACUGCAAUCUUGAAUAUAAAAAGGGCGAAAGUCAGAUGGCGCUAGAAAUCAUGAAAGAAGAAGACUUCAGCAAAGUUUUAGAACAAGAAGAAGAUGCAAUCAAGAAAAUGUGUGACGAUAUAAUAGCCGUGAAACCGGAUGUUGUUUUCACAGAGAAAGGUGUUUCUGAUUUAGCUCAACAUUUCCUUCUGAAGGCGGGCGUAACAGCCAUUAGACGCUUGAAGAAAACUGAGAACAACAGAUUGGCUCGUGUUACUGGAGCUACGAUUGUUAAUGAUACGCAGGAUCUUCGUGAAGAAGAUGUCGGUACGCAUGCUGAUUUAUUUGAAAUUAAAAAAAUUGGUGACGAAUACUACACCUAUGUUACUUCCGAAAAAGCCACUGCUGUAACCGUGGUUUUGCGAGGUCCAAGCAAGGAUAUUAUCAAUGAACUAGAACGAAAUCUUCAAGAUGCAUUAAACGUUGUGCGUAAUAUCAUGGUGAAUCCACGUCUUGUUCCUGGUGGUGGUGCUAUAGAGAUGGCAUUGGCUCAGGCCCUAAACGAGAAAGGCAAAUCAAUUGAGGGCGUGCGUCAGUGGCCGUACAAGGCAGCCGCUCAUGCUCUUGAAGUUAUCCCAAGAACAUUGGUACAAAAUUGUGGUGGUUCUACAAUUAGACAGCUAACAGCUUUGAGAGCAAAGCAUGCUCAGGCUGCCAGUAAUUGGACCUGGGGGAUUGAUGGGUGCACUGGUCAGUUGGCUGACAUGAACGAACUAAAUAUUUGGGAUCCGUUAUCGGUUCGCCUGCAAGUUAUGAAAACAGCUAUUGAGACGGGCGUAUUGUUGCUACGAAUCGAUGAUAUCGUUUCGGGAACGAAGAAACGUGAUGGCACUGAUUCAAGUAGUGGAAAUCCUGUUGCUGAUUCUUAAAUUUUCAUUUUCUUUUCUUUUUUAUUGCUCUUAAAAUUUUCAUUUUUUUGUUUUCUUCUUAAAGUUUUCAAUUUUAUUUUCGUUUUGAAUAAAUUUGUUGACAUAUUUGGCCACCUUGCGGAGAUCUUUGCCGAAACAUGAUUUUCUUUUUCGCUGCUAUUGUAUAAGCUUUGAGUAGAAAGUCGCUACUUUUAAAGCCACUCUUUUAAUUACAUCCGUUGAUCAAAUUGUUGGUAUGGACUACAGAUAAAAAGUCAAGAAAAAGAGGAAAUCCCAAUACUUCUUGUUCAUGAAGCAGAAUGUUGAUGAAGCUUGACAUUUACUGCGUCAGUAAGACCACCGCUACUCAUAUUUUUUUCUUUCGAAGUUUUGG